AUGGUACUUUUUUGUUUGACGGUUCUCCUUGGAGCGGCUUUUCGUAUUAUCGAAGCAGCUUCCCUGCCAAUUGUUGACCUAGGAUAUGAGCUACACCAGGCGAGCUCAUUCAAUAAUGAACAUGGUUGGUACAACUUCAGCAACAUUCGAUAUGCUGCCCCGCCUCUGGGUCAACUUCGCUUUCGGCCACCUGUACCACCCAUGACAGAUCGGUCUGAAAUCCAGACAGGAAAUGUAGGCAGAGUAUGUCCUCAGGUAGAGAUGCCCCAGUGGGCUACUACUGCUUAUGCCUUUAUCGUAAAGACAUUAUAUGGAUACACGUUGAAUGCCAGUGAUUCAGAGUUCUCCAUUAUCAACGGGCCGGGAGUUCACGAUGGCCGAAUCACUGAAGACUGUCUGUUCCUGGAUGUCAUUGUCCCCAAGAAGAUAUACGAAAGAAGAAGGCAAAACUGUACAACAAAAGCUUUAGCUCCGGUUCUGGUCAGUAUUUACGGUGGUGGAUAUGUGAUGGGAGACAAAAACACCAUCGAUCCAACUGGGCUUAUGAAGCGCAGCAUGCAAGAGGAUGAUGGGUUUAUUUGGGUUUCCUUUAAUUACAGGGUUGGGGCAUUUGGAUGGCUUGCCAGUGACGCCACCACAGAACAUGGAGUUGCCAAUGCUGGCUUGCAUGACCAACGCCUUGCUCUUGAAUGGGUGCAAAACAAUAUCCAUCUCUUUGGUGGUGAUGCGAACCAGGUCACUGUUAUUGGACAGUCUGCAGGAGGCGGAUCCAUUAUUCAUCAGAUAGUUGCGUACGGAGGCAGUGUGCCAGGAACCUUCCAGAAAGCUAUCGUUCAGAGCCCUGGGCUGUCUUUUACCACUGGAGAGCAGCAAAAUGAGACGGCAAACCAACUCCUGCGCAUUCUGAAUGUCAGUUCCAUCGAAGAAGCCCGCCAACUGCCUACCGAGAGCCUCAUCGCUGCGAAUUCGUAUCAGAUCACGAAUCUUUCUACCUUUGGUUCAUUCUCCUAUGGCCCUGUGACUGAUGGUAGAUUUGCACCAGACAUCCCUGCUCGCCUUCUCACAGAUGGUCGAUUCAACAAAAAUAUUCGAUUAAUUGUGGGCCAUAACGCGGAUGAGGGUUUGUUCAUUACAGCUCCCGAGACGAGCAACAGCAGCGUUCUGACUACACUUGUCGGCGAGGCCUUCCCGAACUUUGGCUCCAAUCUUACCAACCAUAUUACCAAUAACCUCUAUCCUCCUGUUUACAACGGGUCCUACGGCUACAACAGUCCUCUGUGGAGAGCAGACUUACUGUUUUCUGAGGCCUACUUUACAUGCAGCACCAACGCCCUUAGUAGAGCCCUACCGAAUCAGACCUACCCUUACAUAUUUAGUGUCUAUCCAGCGCUCCACAGCAUGGAUUCUUCAUAUGUUUGGUACGAUGGGUCAAGCUCAGCAGUUGGAAAUGCAACGAUCGCAUACAUAAUGCAGGAUUAUAUUGUCAAUUUUAUUAAAGGUGGAACUCCUCUGUCUACCAUUGGCCCUCCCUUCAGACCAUGGAGUGUGAGCGGUUCCGUGCUGGAUAUUAACACAUCCGGUGUCACUGAGAUGAAGGAUCCUACUGAUAAUGAUCACUGCCGUUUCUGGCAGCGAGCCCCGUACUAG
Messenger RNA from Aspergillus fischeri NRRL 181, 1647 nucleotides. Its product is annotated as carboxylesterase family protein. The transcript is spliced from 3 exons. The record is from RefSeq and is a predicted model, not a curated record. Bases 1 to 1647 code for a protein of 548 amino acids. Lineage: Eukaryota; Fungi; Ascomycota; Eurotiomycetes; Eurotiales; Aspergillaceae.